AUGGGAUCAAAUCAUCGCGCGUCGAAGAAGCAGUCGCUGAAGUCCGGACGACCUCCAGCUGCGCAGAAGACCAUGGCCAGCAUCUCCUCGAAAGCUACACAAAAGACGAUCGUGACCUUCCAUCAACUGAACCGAGAUCUGGAGAAGGCGAAGUCCAACGGAGAUGAAGUGCAAGCGAAACGAAUUCAGCAACAGAUCGACAACCUAGGAGGCAUCAAGGCGUAUCAACAAGCCAGUAUCCAAGGACAGUCCGUGGAUCGUGGUGGCGACUCCUCGACCGUGCUGCUCAAAUGGAUGGACCCCAUGCGCGAUGCAACGUCGAAGGAGUCUCCAAAGCUGAAGAUGCUCGAAGUUGGUGCGCUUAGUACAAAGAAUGCUUGCUCAAGAUCUGGACUCUUCGACGUCACUCAUAUCGACUUGAACUCGCAAGCACCUGGGAUUGAGCAGCAAGACUUUAUGGCUCGUCCUCUUCCAGCAACUGCAGAUGACAAGUUCGACAUUAUCUCACUCUCGCUGGUCUUGAACUUUGUACCGGAAGCCAAAGGUAGAGGUGAGAUGCUCAGACGGACUACAUCCUUCCUGCAGAAUCGUAUCUUCUCUUCAUCAGAAGUUGCGAAGGUCAUGCCGUCCUUAUUCUUGGUGUUGCCGGCGCCCUGCGUCACAAACUCGCGGUACUUCGACGACCAUCAACUUCGAUACAUCAUGGAGAGCCUCGGAUACAGUCUUCUACACCGUAAAGAGACCGCGAAGCUGGUGUACUAUCUCUGGCAUCUUGGAAAGAUACCGAUCUCAGGGAAGCAGAACUUUGCCAAGACCAAGAUUCGAGAUGGACGGACCAUGAACAACUUCCACGUAGUACUGCAAAGACCGAACUCAUGA
Fulvia fulva is the source of this 879-nucleotide messenger RNA. Its product is annotated as 25S rRNA (adenine(2142)-N(1))-methyltransferase. The record is from RefSeq and is a predicted model, not a curated record. Bases 1 to 879 code for a protein of 292 amino acids. Gene Ontology annotation, molecular function: rRNA (adenine) methyltransferase activity. Gene Ontology annotation, cellular component: nucleolus. NCBI's taxonomy places the organism in Eukaryota, Fungi, Ascomycota, Dothideomycetes, Mycosphaerellales, Mycosphaerellaceae. The transcript has a single exon.